AUGGAGAAACUGGAGUACCUAUUACAUUUGUACGGCAAAAGUCAUAUCAGUGCGGUGGCGCUCGAUAGUGGAUUGCGCGAUUUGAAUGCGCCCGCUAAGGAGCUCAAGUAUCUAUUGGAGAUAUUCAAGCAAGAUCAAAUCGGUGGUACGGCGCUCGAGUGUGCCCUGCGGAAGGAGCUAUUUUCCUUUUACAGUUGCACGAAGAAAAGAUUAUCGGGUGAUGAAGCCCUCGACUCGGGAGAUUGCCUCAACAGUCGUGCAGAGGAUGGGGCAUUCUGCCGAGCCUGUGCAGUUUUUGCUCCGGAGUUAGCUGGUGGACAUUAUACAGGUCAGUUCGUGACUGCACCUCUUAGAACGUGGCGAAAACUAUCUGACAGGACGCUAGCUCAUGGCAAGCUUGAUUACCAUCUCGCUUCUCUGACAAAGAUGAGUGCAUUCUUGGAUUGUUAUAGUGACCCAUCACAAGCUCUUGACACCGUGCUUGUAUCCGAGGCUCGGAAGCGGAUGGAGGCUAACAAGAAAAAAGGCAUAGCGUUUCGUGGUCAUCGUGAUGAUUGUUUCAACUGGGAGGAUACUGAGUAUGAACACUCAAACCCAGGAAAUUUCAUUGAGCUUGUAUGCUUUAGGGCUGAAACUGACAAUAUUCUCUCUGAACAUCUCAAGAACUCUCCGAGAAAUGCUAGAUACACAUCCAAAACGAUUCAAAACGAAUUGAUUGAAGUGGUUGGCAAGUACAUCUGCAACGAAAUCAUAGCGGAGGAAGUAUUCAUUGCCUUUGUCUCAGUAGAAAGGAUCACAGGAAAGAAUAUUGCUGCAGCAAUUUUAAACUGGAUACAGACAGUUGGAUUGUCACCAAGUGAUAUGCGAGGUCAGUGCUAUGAUGGAGCCAGUGACAUGUCUGGAGCAAGAUCUGGGUGUAGUGCUGUUAUUCAACAGCAAGCUCCAAAGGCUACCUAUUUUCACUGUGCUGCUCAUCGAUUGAAUCUUGCUGUAGUGUCUGCAUUCUUUCUGGAGUUGCUACCGGCACUUCACAAAUCUCUGCAAGCUAUGGUUUCUCCAGGACAACACAAAGACUUUGGUACUGAUUGGGGCUGGGAUGGCAAUACAAUCACAAAGGCGAAUGGCUAUCUGUAUCAGCUUCAGUUGCCUUCUUUCUUAGUUUGCUUCAAGAUUCUCCUUGAAAUUUUUCAAUGUCUCAAAGGCCUCACAGUCAAGCUUCAAAUGCAAGCAUCUGAUGUCAUGUAUGCCUACAAGCAGGUUCAGUCAGUACGUUUAAUCCUACAGAAAAUGAGAGAGGACUGUGUCCAAGAAUUCAAUAAAUUCUUUGCCGAAAGUCUUAAGUUAGGACAAGAUCUCCACGGUGAAGAUUUUGAGUUGACCAAACCGCGCACUGCAAGGCGACAGUCUCAUCGAAGCAACAUUGAAACAUGCAGUGCAGAGCAGUAUUAUUGUAUAGCCAUGUACAAUGAGUUCCUAUCUCAUGUCAUAAGGGAGCUUGACAACAGAUUUUCUGGAAACCAGUACUUGGUUCACGGCUUGCUUCAUUUGGUUCCAAGUAAGGUUGCUUCUGAAUCUCAUGAUGACUUUCCAGAAACAGUCAGUCAAGCUGCUGAUUAUUUCAAAGACGACUUGCCUCAUCACGAAAUGCUUUCCAUUGAGUAUCGAAUGUGGGUCCGGAAAUGGAAGUGUUCAGAUGAAGUUCCAACAAAGCUUUUUGAUGCACUCAAAUCAUAUGAUGAGAUCCAGUUUCCUAACAUAUUCGUUUUGUUGAAGUUGACUUUAACGCUUUCAGUCACCACUUGCGAGUGUGAGAGAAGCUUUAGUCGACUCAAACUGAUUAAAACCUGCAGAAGAUCUACAAUGACAGAUGAUCUAUUAAAUGGAUAG
Messenger RNA from Corticium candelabrum, 1887 nucleotides. RefSeq names its product 52 kDa repressor of the inhibitor of the protein kinase-like. NCBI's taxonomy places the organism in Eukaryota, Metazoa, Porifera, Homoscleromorpha, Homosclerophorida, Plakinidae. The transcript has 5 exons. The coding region runs from base 1 to 1887 and encodes 628 amino acids. The record is from RefSeq and is a predicted model, not a curated record. Gene Ontology annotation, molecular function: protein dimerization activity.